This is a messenger RNA of Benincasa hispida (wax gourd), 2015 nucleotides long. Lineage: Eukaryota; Viridiplantae; Streptophyta; Magnoliopsida; Cucurbitales; Cucurbitaceae. The record is from RefSeq and is a predicted model, not a curated record.
AUGGGGAAUUGCUGUGCUACUCCGGCUACUCCUUCAAGGCAGCAGCACAAGGGGAAGAACAAGAAGCAGAACCCAUUUGCAGCUGAUUAUGUAGUGAGCAAUGGCAAUGGUGGUGGGAACUGGGUGUUGAAAGAUCCAACGGGUCGAGACAUUUCUGCCUUAUAUGAUCUGGGUAGCGAGCUUGGAAGGGGUGAAUUUGGAAUAACGUAUUUGUGUACUGAUAGAAACACAGGGGAGAAACUUGCUUGCAAAUCGAUUUCGAAAAAGAAGCUGAGGACUGCUGUGGAUAUUGAUGAUGUGAGGAGAGAAGUUGAAAUUAUGAAGAAUUUGCCUAAGCAUCCGAAUAUUGUGUCAUUGAGAGACACCUAUGAGGAUGAACAUGCUGUUCAUAUUGUUAUGGAGCUUUGUGAAGGUGGGGAGUUGUUUGAUAGGAUUGUUGCGAGGGGUCAUUACACCGAAAGAGCUGCUGCAGUUGUCAUGCGGACCAUUGUUGAAGUUGUGCAGAUGUGUCAUAAACACGGUGUUAUGCAUCGUGAUCUCAAGCCAGAGAACUUCCUUUUUGGAAAUAAGAAGGAAACAGCUCCAUUAAAGGCAAUUGAUUUUGGAUUAUCGGUGUUCUUCAAACCUGGCGAGCGGUUUAAUGAAAUCGUUGGAAGUCCAUAUUACAUGGCUCCAGAGGUCCUGAAAAGGAACUAUGGUCCAGAAGUUGAUGUUUGGAGUGCUGGGGUCAUUCUCUAUAUUCUACUUUGUGGUGUCCCACCUUUUUGGGCAGAAACCGAACAGGGGGUUGCACAGGCUAUCAUUCGCUCAGUAAUUGACUUUAAGAGGGACCCUUGGCCUAUAGUGUCUGACAAUGCAAAGGACCUUGUGAAGAAAAUGCUCGAUCCUGACCCCAAAAGGCGACUCACUGCUCAAGAAGUUCUUGAGCAUCCAUGGUUACAAAAUGCCAAAAAGGCACCAAAUGUUUCAUUGGGAGAGACUGUGAAAGCAAGGCUAAAGCAGUUUUCCGUGAUGAACAAGCUGAAGAAAAGAGCUCUACGGGUUAUUGCCGAGCAUUUAUCAGUUGAGGAAGUGGCUGGAAUCAAGGAGGCAUUUGAAAUGAUGGAUACUGGCAAAAGAGGGAAGAUAAACCUCGAGGAGCUUCGUGUUGGAUUACAAAAACUAGGCCAGCAGAUUCCUGACACCGAUCUUCAGAUACUUGUCGAAGCUGCUGAUCUUGAUGGUGAUGGGACAUUGAAUUAUUCAGAGUUCGUUGCUGUUUCGGUCCAUCUUAAAAAGAUGGCCAAUGAUGAACACCUGCACAAAGCUUUUUCGUUCUUUGAUAAAAACCAGAGUGGCUACAUAGAGAUUGAAGAGCUAAGAAAUGCACUUAAUGACGAGGACGAGACUAACGGUGAGGACGUUAUCAAUGCCAUCAUGCAUGACGUGGACACAGACAAGGACGGGCGUAUAAGCUAUGAGGAGUUUGCGGCUAUGAUGAAGGCGGGUACAGAUUGGAGAAAAGCGUCGAGACAAUACUCACGAGAAAGAUUCAACAGUCUGAGUUUAAAGUUAAUGAGAGAUGGAUCGUUACAUCUAACUAACGAAGCUAGAUGAAUUACAAAUAUUGGAAGCUGAUUGAUUUUGUGGAUUUGGAUGGGAUGGAUACAGGGAAGAAACUCUGAAAAUUUUCUUUUUCUUCUUUUUUCUUUCCCCAACUUGAAUAUGUUUUACUUGGUAGAACAGACAUUUUGGGAUAGCCAGGAUUAGAAUGGAGGUCUAGAACGGGCCUCUUGAAAUAUUUAUUUUUAUCUUUAGGGUGUCUGUUAUGGGGUAGUUGAGAGAUCAGAGAUGACCAGCUAGUUGUAGAGAGAAAAAAGGGUAAAAAAGGGUAAAAAAAAAAUGUGUUGGUUGAGGACCUCAUCAGUGUGUGAUUGUGUGUAUAUAAUCAAUCAAUUAGGCCAAGUGAUUUCAUUUACUAGCAAUGUAAGAAUUUGCUUGAAUCUACUUUUCACCUUUGAUUUUUUUAUUUUCAA